Funneliformis mosseae is the source of this 749-nucleotide messenger RNA. NCBI's taxonomy places the organism in Eukaryota, Fungi, Glomeromycota, Glomeromycetes, Glomerales, Glomeraceae. The record is from the annotation of a GenBank genome assembly.
UGAUGUCAACCGCCUCAAUUAUCCGUCGUAAAAAGACAAAACUCGAGAAAAAAAGUCGCGGAGAAACAGGAAGAAAGGUAGAACAAAUUCAGGAGUUAAACGAUAACGAUAAAGAAAACCGUAAAAGGCAAAGGACUGAUGACCUCCCGGGAAACAUUAAUUAUGAUUAUUAUGUGGACCUAACCGAACUCGACGACAGCCCAAUUAUUCAAAAGAGUAUUAAAAAUAAAAUUUGUCGUCUUGUGAAGAAGUUUGAGGAAGAAAAGGAGGAGGCCGAAAAGAGAACGAUAUUGGAAGAUAAUUUAAAAUUUCGAUGGGAGACGAAGGAACAUCGUCAAUCAAUGUUACGCCUGGAAAACACUGGUAGUGUAAGGGGUGCGCUGGAGUACGUACGUUCUAAGAUUUUAUUGAAUAAUAGUUUCCCCACCUUCGAGGAACCUAUUGAUAAGACGUUAUUACGUCUUUCACAGGAUCAAAACUUCCUCAGUUACUUACAGAAAAUGUGCCAUGAAAACCAACUCCGUAUUGAAGAUAUCAGAAGAUGCAUCGGUGGUUUAUACCACACUGCGUCUAAAAAUUUCCACGGUCAUGGUAAAAUUAUAAUUAAUUCUUCAUCUUGGUCGGCAAACGAAGUUUUGUCGUUGGGCGUGAUUUUUGAAUACUUCAAAAUUGAGUGGUCUUAUCAUAAUGCGGAUGGCUUGUGGUCAGGAGUGGAGCGUAAAUCAUUUACUAGCAAUGAACAAAUUUAG